AUGGUACGAGCGACCUGCCACGCGUUAAAUUCAACCCUUAAGAUGAAUCUGCGCGUGCCGGGUCGAGCUCAAUGUGAAUCUCUGCAUCCCUUCUAUUUAAGGAGACCGUUUCUUGAAACUGAAUAUAAAACUCCGUCCUACUUCACCGAUUGUGCCGCUGAAAGAUUUUCCCCCGUCGCGGCGCCGGGGGUCGCGGGUCGCGGGGUCCGGGGGUCGGGGGUCCGGGGGGGUCGCGACGCCCUGCCCCCAGGCCACCGGGCCAAUGGCGGGCCAAUGGCUGGCGGCGGGCCCGACCGGCCGACCCGAGCUCAGUCGCGCCUGAACCGCGACCCUUGA
This is a messenger RNA of Danaus chrysippus (African queen), 336 nucleotides long. The record is from the annotation of a GenBank genome assembly. Lineage: Eukaryota; Metazoa; Arthropoda; Insecta; Lepidoptera; Nymphalidae.